UCGGUGUUGUCACAUCGCCGCCGCCGCCACACAGUCAGUCGGCACCGAGCGCGCUAACCGUUGUCGUCGUCGUCGUUGUUGUUUUUGUUGUGGUCGUAGUAGUAGUGUUGGCGGCGAGUCGUCUCUACUCGGUCCCCCCGUGUUUGCAUAUUAUUCGCGUGAACACAAACACCGUGUCAUAGUUUUUUUACGUUAAUAUAUACAUAAUAUAUAUAUAUAUAUAUAUAUAAUAUUAAUAAUCGUCGUGAUUAAUAUUUUUUAAAACUUUUCGCGUUCGACGACGCGCUCGAAAACACUCGUCGAAACACCGCGUGCGAACAACAACGGUCGACCGUCUCGCGUGUGAUUAACGUCGAAAUAAUAUUGUUUCCGAACUACCGUCCACAGCAAUCGAAUUCGACAUCGCAAAGAAAAUAAAAAAUUUCGGUUUGCAUUGGAUUUUUUUUUCUUCACCGUACUCCGUCGCAAUCACUCGCGGUAAACAUUUGUGAAUGCUCGUACAGGAGUCUGGUCCACCGUAGUGGCUGGGUCAAACGGUAACGGCGUGGACGGCGUGGCUGUUAUGCGGUUCGAGCAAGCGGACCUCAGGUGCCGGUCACCCCGUGGGGCACCGGACACCCCGCAGACCGCUGCCGCUAUGACCGGCGGCCAACGUUCACCGGACACAUCGUACACGGCGGCCCGUGCGUCGUCCACUGACUUUUCCGUCAGUUCGCUGCUGACGAACAACAACAACAACAGCAGUGGCGGUGCGCCGCCAUCCACGAUCCAGCAGCAGGCCGGUGGCCAGCAACAGCAGUAUCCGCCGCCGCCACCACCGCCACCCGGUCUGUCGGCCGCAGCGGCCGCGGCGUACGCCAUGGGCGCCUGUUACCCGGGCACCAUGAUACCCAUGCCGAAGAUGCACCACGCCCCGCAUCACCCGGGCGCCGGUAGCUAUCCGGCCGAAGAGAUGCUCGCGUUGGCCGCGGCCGUCGCGCACGGCGUACACCAUCCACACCCGGCGGCCGCGCUACCCCGUUCCGUCGUCAGGCCCGAGGAUGACGGCGUGGUCGACGAUCCCAAGGUCACGCUGGAGGGCAAGGAUCUCUGGGAAAAGUUCCACAAACUCGGCACCGAAAUGGUCAUCACCAAGUCUGGCAGGCAAAUGUUUCCCCAGAUGAGGUUUCGGGUGAGCGGUCUGAACGCAAAAACCAAGUACAUCUUGUUGCAGGACAUUGUGGCGUCAGACGACUACCGGUAUAAGUUCCACAACAGCCGAUGGAUGGUGGCCGGAAAAGCUGAUCCGGAAAUGCCCAAACGAAUGUACAUACAUCCCGAUUCCCCGUCGACUGGCGAACAGUGGAUGCAAAAAGUCGUGUCGUUUCACAAGCUAAAACUCACCAACAAUAUAUCUGACAAACACGGAUUUGGUUUAAAUCAGUUUUCGCUACAGACCAUAAACAGACCUAUCAACCGUUUCCACAGAUUUCCAGAGACCAUAUUGAACUCGAUGCACAAAUACCAGCCUCGUUUCCAUCUAGUCAGAGCCAACGACAUCAUCAAGUUACCGUACUCAACUUUCCGUACCUACGUGUUUAAGGAAACCGAGUUCAUCGCUGUUACGGCAUAUCAAAACGAAAAGAUAACUCAGUUGAAAAUCGACAAUAACCCGUUCGCCAAAGGGUUCCGAGACACCGGCGCUGGUAAACGAGAAAAAAAAUGUGUACAACGUAAUGGUGUUUUCAGGCAAGCAAUGUUGACGGCGCAACGACACGGUGGCCAAACAGUUCAAAGCCAAGACGAAAAGCCCUCGGGUUCAGAUCACGAAGAUGAUAAACCACUGGACGUUGUUGGUGGAGGAGACCCCGACUCGCCAAUUUCUCCCCACCAUCACCACCAUCACCAUCAACCCCACCAACCCGGUUCGUGGUUUUCGGGAUUGGCUGAUGGUAGUUUGCUCCUGGAGGACGCCAUGAGGAGGCGCCUGGCAGGUCACCCGGCCCUUCAUCACGCGGCGUUCCUGCAACACCACCAUCACCAACAAGCUCACCAGCAGGAAAUUGAUAGUGAACAAGAAAGCAGUUGUUCCGAAUCGGGCCGGGACAGAAUGAAUUCACCGUCUGAUAAAGAGUCUGCUGGUCCUUCUGGACCCGGACACAGCCCUAGCGACUACCCGUCACCGAACGUGUCGUUCGGACCACCAAUCCCCCCGUCGCCGCACCUGUUGCCGUACUUAUAUCCCGGCAUGUACCCCGGCAGCCCUGGCCUGGGCGGUCCGCUCUGCCCGUCGGCGCUCAGCCCUACCACCAACCUGCUGUUCAACGCUCAGCUGGCGCUGGCCGCUCACCACCCAGGGUCGCUGUUCACCCAGGCGUACCUGCAGGGCGCCGCGGCCGGCGGCGGUACUGGCGGCGGCAGUCACCCGUUCAAGAUGACCAGUGGCCUGGCCGCGGCCGCUGGCCUGGGCCGGUUUCACCCGUACCACCUCGGUCUCCACCACCCGCUCCACCCGUCGUCCGUCGGCUCGGCGUUCGAAACCGUGACGCCAGGCCGGUGCUCGUCGGCCGGCAGCACGCCGCCGCCCGCGCCGCUCGACCUGCAGUCGCCGACCAACGGCGGCGGUCGACAGACGUCGCCUCCGCAGCAGCAGCCGCCGUUGCCUCCACCACCACCACCGGCACAGUUGUCGCCGGCCGCGGCACAGUUGCAACCGCCGCCGCGACAGUCGUCCGUGUCGCCGUCGCAACGGCAACACCAUCACCACCGGACGGCGGCCGCCAACCAGCCGUCGCCGACCAGCAGCGAACUGAAGUCCAUCGAGAAAAUGGUCAACGGACUAGACUCGGCGUCGGCAGCGGUGUCCGCCGCCGACGAACAACAAGUAGUGGCGAUAGUCAAGUAAACCGCGCAUGACCCUCCCCUCCCGCCCACCUCUACCAAUCAUCCCCACCGCCCCUUUGAACACUUACACAUACACUCAUCACACAUACGUAUUACACUCACAUACACGCGUUUCUACUAUGUUGUAUAUAUAUGAUAUAUAUAUAUAUAUAUAAAUCUAUAUAUAAUAUAUAAUAUAUUUGACUUUGUUAUUGUAGAAAAUUAUUUUACAUUUAUAUAUAUUAUAUA
This is a messenger RNA of Rhopalosiphum maidis (corn leaf aphid), 3111 nucleotides long. RefSeq names its product optomotor-blind protein-like. Gene Ontology annotation, cellular component: nucleus. Lineage: Eukaryota; Metazoa; Arthropoda; Insecta; Hemiptera; Aphididae. The transcript is spliced from 9 exons. Gene Ontology annotation, molecular function: RNA polymerase II cis-regulatory region sequence-specific DNA binding; DNA-binding transcription factor activity, RNA polymerase II-specific. Gene Ontology annotation, biological process: regulation of transcription by RNA polymerase II; positive regulation of DNA-templated transcription; cell fate specification. The coding region runs from base 563 to 2884 and encodes 773 amino acids. The record is from RefSeq and is a predicted model, not a curated record.